AUGCAGCAGAUCAGGAGGAGACCCAUACUGCUUGGAGUGAUUGUGUUGCUGCUGUUAUUUCUUACUUUAAUCGGUGUGCUACUCUUCUAUUUGUUUCGUCCCGCAAAGACCGAGGAUGACAUCGAAUACUUUCACCAGGAAGUGAAAUCUCCACCUGUAGACUUUGACAAUGUUAAACUUCAAGUUCCGAAGAAACUCCGCGUGCAACGGAAAGUGUUGGCAACAGUGACAACUACACUUGCAACGACAUUAACACAGGAUAACUCGGGAGAAGUACAGGAUUGCUCAGAACAUUUGGAUUCCGGAAAAGGAUCAGGGAUUUAUCUAAUUUCACCGAGUGAUGCCGUACCAUUUCCAGUUUUUUGCGAUCAAGAGACGGCUGGUGGAGGUUGGACGGUUAUUCGGAGACGUGUAAGCAGUAAGGUUCACUUUCACAAUCGUACAUGGGACGAGUAUGCGAAUGGCUUCGGAGAUCUUGAUGGCUAG
Messenger RNA from Cooperia oncophora, 486 nucleotides. The record is from the annotation of a GenBank genome assembly. NCBI's taxonomy places the organism in Eukaryota, Metazoa, Nematoda, Chromadorea, Rhabditida, Trichostrongylidae.